This is a messenger RNA of Leishmania braziliensis MHOM/BR/75/M2904, 930 nucleotides long. RefSeq lists its product as hypothetical. Lineage: Eukaryota; Euglenozoa; Kinetoplastea; Trypanosomatida; Trypanosomatidae. The transcript has a single exon. The record is from RefSeq and is a predicted model, not a curated record. Bases 1 to 930 code for a protein of 309 amino acids.
AUGUCCGAUACGCUACUGGCUCCGUCGCGGGCGAAGGUUCAUCACAAGUGCGCUGUGUAUUUGGGAAGCAGCACCUUCGUGGAGCUCGAUGAUGAUCCCUCGACAAUCACUCUCGAAGACCUGUGUGAGGCGUUUGGCACCCCGUGGGAAAGCGGUAUGCACGUGAGACACCGUGCCACCGGACGCGUCGUGGCCACACUUCCCUUUGAGCCGAUGCCAUCUCUGGACGACGUGUCAGACGUUACCAUUAAGGCAGAGGUCAUAGCGGCGACCGCAGGCACGGGCGACACAACUCUUCCAACCUUCUCCGGUAACGCUGAGGAGGAGGAUGCCGACGCCGCCGAGGAGGGAGAGACAACCUACGCUGUCAUCUACGACCUGGUUACCCCGACGGCGCCAGGGGAUGGUGAGGACAGCGAGCUGGCGGCCGCUGUAGCAGCGGCUGGUCUUUCGGAGAACCUCUCGGCAGACGCAGACGGUGCUCCCAGCAUCGGAGAGACAAUGCGGCAGCUGGUGGAGCUGGGUGCAGCAGAGUUACUCACGGCGCAACCCUUGUCCGUCUCUCAGGCGAGGCGGGAGUACAAUCCUCCAGACGCCCCGGGGCUUUUGCGUCGAAUCGUGUAUCCCGCGUCUCAGUACUCGCCAUACCGCCUCGAUCGAGACCCGCUCUCUGAAGACAAGCUCUCCCUGUGCCAGUCCUAUGCUGUGGCCACUGGAGCUGCUUCAGGGUCCUCGCCCCUCACCUGCGCUGGCUCGCAUGCGCUGCCGAUGCACGAUCUUGGUGAGGGGGGACCAUACACUAGCUACCUCGAUAGCUACAGCCUGACUUGUCCAAUAGCUAUGUCGUUUGUGGAGUCACCCGUGACGGACAAGAGAGCGGUCGUCAUUCCUCUGUCAGAUGACGAGCAUCAUCGCAUUUUCAGUGCGUGA